Molecule: messenger RNA, 3515 nt
Organism: Schistosoma spindalis
Lineage: Eukaryota; Metazoa; Platyhelminthes; Trematoda; Strigeidida; Schistosomatidae
Source: the annotation of a GenBank genome assembly
GCCCCCAAAUGCCCUGGUACGGCUGAGAGUGGGGAGAGUCCGCUCUCCCUCUCGAAAUGCUCUCACAUGGCCACGCGUAUAUAGCCCCUGCCAGGGAAGUCCUACUCACUGCCUUCUCGUGGCGGGGGUGUUGUUUACAAAAAUGAGAGGACGAAAAGCGAAUGUCCGGCGCUUUAACCGGAUCCCAAACCAAUGGUGCACAUGGGCUCCAGUAUCCUGCGGGAACAAAUGGCGUAUGAACCAAUCGUUGGUCACCGGCUACCAUGGGACUGCAUCUCCUUACGAUGCUCCACUGCCUUGUGAAUCAGACGUUCAGGUCGAAGGCUCGGGGUGUGGCCCCCUAAGAAAACCACCUGCUUCGGUUUGGGCACCCGGGCAGUAUCACAGCCCUCACACAAAUCAAUUGAGAUUUGUGUGGCGCAUAUGUAUUUGGUGCCUCCCUGUACCUAUACUUUUGUGUUAAAAUAAAAUAAAAUAAUUUUUUGCCAAAACGACGAGGAUCGUAUCUUAUUAAACAUAACUUUUGUGACACCAAUUAACUACAUGGGUUAUCAUCUAGUCUUUUUUGUGGUUAGAUUAUCAGACUGUCGAUGGACUUAACUAUUUGGUAGAUUCAGCCUUUUGAGUGAUCACUCCGUAAGAUUGCAUCAUUUCGAAUUUACAGUCGAUCAACAUUCUGUUAAUUGUUUUAACCAUUGAUUUUUGGUUAGAUUAGUCGAAAUCAUGUUUACACUACGAAUUUCUACCUUAAAAUAAUGUUCUUCGUCCACCGUUUUGUAGAUUGUCUCAGGAAUGGAUAAAAUAGGUGUUCACAUAUUUGUCCUCACGGUUAUAAACGGAGAGUUAAGUUGCAUCAUUUACCUUUAGAUUUUCCAUAUAUAACACCGUAAAUGCUCGUAUAAAGCGUCAGUCAACUACGAUGUAGGACCAGGCACACACAUAUGCAUCGGUCCAAGUUUGUAACAGAUGUGUCAUAAUACAUAUCUACCAUUUCAAGGAAGUUGUAAGUUCUGGUUUUACGGACGAUAUAGGAUUACUGUAAGGGAACAAGCAGACAGCAUAAAUUUCAGUUAAUCAAAGAGCGAUAAGCUUUGUUGUGCUAAGUCCAUAUUUUGAGCUAAUUAAGCCUUAUGUAUCUUUUACUAAGUUGCUUGGGAUCUACGUUACCUCAAUCUUUCUAAUGAAAUAUUGAGUGAUCGAAUUUGUCUAUUUGAGGUAGUGGGACGAGUACUUUUUGGGUGUGGUUAACUUGAUUUAUUCUCAUACAAAUAAAAUCUUAGUGACAAGCAUCAAUCUGAGUUGGUGUGUGGCUGUUUUUUUUAUGAAUAAGAUGAAAUCACUACCCGCCGACCCGAGUCGUAUAAGUAGGUGAAGACUUUAAGAUAGGUUUUGUUGUGAUGGAAAUAUAAUGAUUAAGCAGCCUGUUUGGCAUGCUUGUAUUGUUUGUUUAAAUAUUCACAUUGAUGUUUAAGACUACAAUUGAUCAGUUUCUUACUAGUAUAUGUGCAUCGUGCGCAGAUUACCUCGAUAUUGCCUUGAGUCACAAGCAUUAUAAACGAAGUUCGAUGGUGGCUAGUAGUGGAAUUUAAGUCACGCGUUUCGUCCUAUUUGGGACUUGUCAGUUGGAUGUACCUGGUGGUUAUCGGGACUCAUUAGCUAAGUGGAUAACGCGUUGACGUUUGAAGCGGACGGUGCUGGUUCCGAGUCUCGGGGUGAGUAUCAACUCUAGGAUGAAGGUGAUUUUGUCGUUUUUAUUUCUAGAUUCAAAAUAGCCGUUUUAUGUUCGGCCUUCAUGUGCUUUGGUUUACUUAUAGGUAUGGAAAGACUUGAUUCUCUACUUUGUCGAUUAGAAAAAGUAACUAUUCUUCUUGAAGCAGCCGCCGUUAACAAUAUGUAUCGGACAUCACCAAUUAAAAUAUCUUCGGAAAGUGGAAAUCCUUCAUCAAUCAAGGAAUUUCAUGAAAUAGUCACUGGCCCUUUAUCGGAAUACGUACGCAAUAGUUUCGAAAUUGGAGAUAUUGUUGGAAAUCACGCCUGCAUGGUUAAACAGUGUUUUUUGAUGCAAGAAGGAAUAAUCAAAUUGGCAGCUGAAUGCUCAAAACCUUCUGACUCUGAACUUAAGCUUAUUAUAGCACCAUUAGGAAAUCUAAUAGAAGAAGUUAUCAAAUUUAAGGAUAGUAAUCGAAGCAGUAACUUUUUUAACCAUCUUUCAGCUGUGGCGGAGUCUGUGACAGCUCUAGGCUGGUUAAAUGAUACUGUUACACCAUCGGCGUACGUUAAAACCAUGCAAGAAGCUGGUGAAUUCUUUACUAAUCGUGCUCUUAUGGAAUACAAAAACAACGACACAAUUCAUCGUGCUUGGAAAAAAUCUUUAAUGUCUGUUUGGACUGCAUUACAAGUUUAUGUUAACAAACAUCAUACCACUGGUUUGGUUUGGAAUGCUCGUGGUAAACCAGCUGUAGCAUCGAAGCUGUCUAAGUCUUCGCCUACUCGUGAAGUUAAUUCCAAUUGUUCUGCACCAUCACCCCCUGUACUUACAGCUGCUCAUUUAGCUGCAAUGUCAUUGCAAGCAAACGAUAAUUCGACACAGUCUGCUUUAUUCGCUGAUCUGAAUCGUGGAACAGCGGUGACAUCUAAUCUACGCAAAGUGACUGAUGAUAUGAAAACGCAUAAAAAUCCCAAACUUCGUGAAGGACCUAUUAUACAUACAUCACGAAAUCAAGUGAACUCAUCAUCGAAUAAUCCCACUGUCCGACCACCAUCUGAGAAAGAGCCGUCGGGGGCUGGAUGUUUGGAACUAAGGGGUAACAGAUGGAUUGUAGAAAAUUUUCAGUCUGCCGGAAAUUUACAAAUUGUUAGUACUGAAACAAAACAAACAGUUUGUAUUCAUAAAUGUAAUGAAUGCACAGUUCAAAUUAAGGGGAAAAUUAAUUCAAUCAUGAUGGAUAAUUGUAAGAAAACCGGUGUUGUCUUUGAUCAUCUGAUCUCAUCUAUUGAUGUGGUGAAUUGUCAGAGUGUUAAAAUUCAGUGUAUUGGACAACUGUCCACUGUGAAUAUUGACAAGACAGAUGGAUGUCAAGUGUUUUUAAGUGAAGACUCAAAGUAUGCUGAUGUGAUCACAGCAAAAUCUUCAGAGAUCAAUAUCCUUAUACCUAAAGGAACUGAUGAUUUUGAAGAGUUCGCAGUCCCAGAACAAUUUAAAACAAAUUUUACUGGAAAAGGAUUGAAAACAGUAUGUAGUGAUUCUAGAUAAGAAAUGUUACUUAAUGUUCGUCAUACACAUUUGUCAACAAUAUUGAAAAUUUUCAUUUUAAACAGCCACUUUAUCUUGCUUCAUGUACUAGUACAACAUUUUUGUUCAAACGCAAUAAAACACUGCUUUUCUUGAUGGUUUAAUUUGUUUGACUGUGUCAAUCUUUGACUUUCAAUAUCAGGCACCCGUUGUUUUAUCUCUUUUGGAAGUAUUUGCUUUUUUAUUGCUUGUUUAAAAAUAUACAUGUGAUGAUUUUUACAUC